Molecule: messenger RNA, 899 nt
Organism: Verruconis gallopava
Lineage: Eukaryota; Fungi; Ascomycota; Dothideomycetes; Venturiales; Sympoventuriaceae
Exons: 2
Coding region: 1-897 (298 amino acids)
Source: RefSeq, a predicted model, not a curated record
AUGCACCCAAACGUGCAGUACCCAAUUUCUGAAAUUCCACGUGACCCAGACCCAGCCGGCAAAAUCGACGUGGGCGCCCUGCGGGCCUGGUGGGCGGUUCAGGAGCACGAAAACAGCGACCUUCUCGAACUCGUGAGAGAAGUCGAGGCCACUUGGCCGGAGAGUCUGCCAUCCAAGUCUUGGUACAUUGCCCUCUACGCGACGCUCUUAACGUGUGGGAAGCCAGCGACCAUCGUACCGAUCUUCAAGCACGUCCUGACGAGCGAUGGCGCGACCGAGGCCGCGAUCAAAAAACUCGGCGACCGCUUCAAGGACGUGCUGGUGAAGUCGUUCAACAUCGUCGGCAUUCCGCUUCCCGUCAUGGCGCUGCCGCACUUGGCCAAGGCCGAACUCGCCGCCGUCGCUUCGCUGCGGCCUGACGAGGGCGAUGACGCCACGAGAGCCAGGCUCAACGCCUUCCUGUCGCGUGACGCCCAGCUGUCCGAUUCGUGGUACGUCUGUCAGGACACGGGCCCCGCCGUCGACCAGAAAGGCUUCGACUACAUGCUGCGCGUGUACAGGCACAAUCUGCCGGCCAUCAUGGCGACCUGGGGCCGGCACCAGGCCGACUUCGAGUGGUUGGAAAUGCGGGUCGUCUACGGCCUGUUCCUGUCCGACUUUACGGUCCUGGAUCCCCUCGAGUCCGAAAUGGUCGUCCUGCCCGAAAUCAUGGCUCAGGACAUACUGGCCCCGACCGUCUGGCACACCAGAGGGUUUCGACGGCUUGGCGCGUCCGAGCAGGACGCGGACGUCCUGCUGGACACGGUCAAGAAGUGCGCCAGAUGGGCAGGAAAGGAGCUCAAGGAGACGGGGGGCCUAGUCGCGAAAGACGUCGACGUAGAAUGGGACCCCAAGUGAAG